Molecule: messenger RNA, 1107 nt
Organism: Pestalotiopsis fici W106-1
Lineage: Eukaryota; Fungi; Ascomycota; Sordariomycetes; Amphisphaeriales; Sporocadaceae
Exons: 1
Coding region: 1-1107 (368 amino acids)
Molecular function (GO): hydrolase activity
Source: RefSeq, a predicted model, not a curated record
AUGUCUCCUAUUACCUCUAUUCCUGGGAAAUACAUUUGGGCCACCGGAGCAGUUCUUCUCAAUUUUGCCAAAUUUCCGAUUUUAUCUGUGUAUUAUUUGCCCAAAUACACGCGACCACAUCCGGAAUGGACCGUGUUCCAAUCAGUCAUGAACAACUUGAUGAAUAGUUUUCUAUACCACACUGCUUUUGUUCAAUCAGUCACGCGGCUGGAUCUGACUCCUGGGUCUCUUGGCGAUCGUUUCGUUGCUAUUCAGCCGGGUCCUGAUCAGAUAUACGUCAAAAGCCUCGGUUCUGACCCGGGGAUCAAGCCACUGCCAACCGGAGGAAUAUGGUUUCCGACAGCCGUGGACAAGAAUCCAGCCUCCAGAUCAGGAAAACCCAUUCUGCUGCAUUUCCAUCCCGGCGGCUACGUCAUGGGAGAUGUGAGAAUGGAUGGAUCCUUUGCUGCAGGUCUCAUGACGGAACGCAUUGGUUCCCACAGCUUCUGGAGCCUUUACCGAUUGGCAUCUAAUCCGCAUGGGAAGUUCCCUGCGGCUCUGCAGGAUGCGCUCGCGGCAUACCACUAUCUCCUCAAGGACUUGUCCAUUCCAGCAUCGCAGAUAGUUCUCUCAGGAGACUCAGCAGGUGGCCACAUUGUGAUUUGCAUGCUAAGAUACCUGGCCGAACAUGGUGACGCAGUCGGAUUGCCAGCACCAAAAGGGGCGCUACUAUUCUCACCCGCGACCAACCUCGCAGCCGCCACGAACCCCAAGAGCCUCGAAGAGAAUCACAACUACCAAACGGACUAUCUGGACCCGUUGUUCAUUUCCUGGGGUGCCAGCCGGUUCGUAAACAAUGAUCCAGCAGCAGCUCCUUACAUGAACCCCUUGAAAAAGCCGUUCAAAAGCCCCUGUCCCAUUUGGGUUUACUGCGGCGGGUGCGAGGUAUUUUACGAUGAUGUAACUGAAUUUGUAGCAAAGAUGGAGAGCGUUACGGGCAACAAUGUUACCUACAGGGUGGAGAAACUGGCUAAUCAUGACAUAUUCUUUGCCGGUAACUUGAUGGGGUGGAAAGCCGAAGCAGAGAAAAUUGCGGACGAGGCUGGCGCGUGGGUGGCCGGACUUUAG